AUGGCCGCCGCUCAAGUCGAGUCUACGCCGCCGGGCUACGCCCACAGUACCACCACCGUCGAGACGGUCCCCUCGUACAACAUUGCCAGCAGCACGGCCCCCUUCCCCGCCAACCUGCCCUGCUCGCUGAACGUCAAGAACCUCGACCGCAAGCGCGACCCUAUCCUCUUUGUCGACGCCAACGCAGAUGACCGAGUCGUUUUCGAGCUUGUGCAGCUCGAGCAUUCCCGCGAGUCCACCUUCGACGAUUCGCUCUACCAGAACCUCGUCGGCAAUGCAGCUGAGAUCUUCGCCUCACCCAUCAAGGUGGUCGUCUGUGCGGAGCGCUCGACGCCCUUCGCCGUUCGCAAGCACGUCGCAUCCUCCACCUACGAGGUGAUCGAACUCGAGCAGGACGGAAGCUUUGGCAAAUGCACCAAGAUCUCCACCAAGGGUCUCUUCAAGAGCAAGUAUCAUCUCGAGAUGCCCCCUGCUUCCACUGGCGAAUCCUCAUCCUCCUCGGACGAGAUCUACAUCAAGGGCUCGCUCAAGUCGCUCGACGUCUCGCUCCGCCGCAACUCCUCCGGUGCAAAGUCCACCCUUGUUGAGCUCGUCAAAGGUGUCCAUGCGACGCUCGCCCACUUUGAUGCCUCCCUCGCCAGCCUCCCCUCCCACCUUUCCGUGCCGUACCUCGUAGCAGCCCUCUUCGCAGCCAUCGACACGCACCGCGAGCACUACCUCACCUUCACCACCGACGAAAAGCUCGACGAGCUCCAGGCGAAAGUUCGCCCGUCCACGUGGGACAGCCUCUUCCUCCAAGCCGGCCAGACCAGCAAGAAGCAAAAGGAGUUCUCGCAGCAGCUCGAAUCCGAGAGGAGGCGGGACUACAACGAGGCGGUGCACAACAAGAGCGCCUACCCGAACGGCAUCAUUCCGGCGCAGAGGUCGGCGUCCGCGUCGAGGUCUAGGUCGAGGGCCAGGGCUGGGUCUAGAGACGGCUCUCGUGCGGCGAGUCCCGGUCUGCCGAAGGUGGACGAUGAGGUGGAAGCAAAGGACGAUGAGGAGAGAGGCCGUCGUUGA
Messenger RNA from Kalmanozyma brasiliensis GHG001, 1059 nucleotides. RefSeq lists its product as uncharacterized. The transcript has a single exon. The record is from RefSeq and is a predicted model, not a curated record. Lineage: Eukaryota; Fungi; Basidiomycota; Ustilaginomycetes; Ustilaginales. Bases 1 to 1059 code for a protein of 352 amino acids.